Molecule: messenger RNA, 303 nt
Organism: Fusarium venenatum
Lineage: Eukaryota; Fungi; Ascomycota; Sordariomycetes; Hypocreales; Nectriaceae
Source: RefSeq, a predicted model, not a curated record
AUGUUCAGCAAAGCUGAAGAAGAGGGUGUUAUGGAUCUUUUUACCCCUGGAAGCCUGUGCCAGCACUGUGGAAGUUUGAGCAUGAGUCUUGCAACAUUGGAAAGAAAGAUCAGCAGUGUUGCUGAGUACAUGGACGUCUGCGGCUCUUGCAUUGGCGUCUUCGAGCUACUCACUGAGGUUCGGGCCCAGUUUGGAAGAGCUGGAGAUCCGCUCUACCUGCACCACAUCCACACCAUGGCUAAGCAGGCCAAGAAGGUCCAAAUGGGCACCUGGUCGUCUGAAGACGAGAAGGAUGAGGAUUAG